Culex pipiens pallens (northern house mosquito) is the source of this 1205-nucleotide messenger RNA. RefSeq names its product D-aminoacyl-tRNA deacylase (gene Dtd). Gene Ontology annotation, cellular component: cytoplasm. The record is from RefSeq and is a predicted model, not a curated record. Bases 71 to 601 code for a protein of 176 amino acids. The transcript is spliced from 3 exons. Gene Ontology annotation, molecular function: D-tyrosyl-tRNA(Tyr) deacylase activity. Lineage: Eukaryota; Metazoa; Arthropoda; Insecta; Diptera; Culicidae. Gene Ontology annotation, biological process: tRNA metabolic process.
AAAAUUGAGCUGCCGUCGUUGCCGUAGCCGGUGUCUUUGUUGGACAGACUGCAUAAUACUAAACUAAAAGAUGAAAGCAAUCAUUCAAAGAGUAACGACGGCUAAAGUAACAGUCGGCGACGAGCUGGUCGGUUCCAUCGGCCGGGGUCUGUGCGUGCUGGUGGGCAUAUCCAGCGACGAUAACGCCAACGAUGUCGACUGGAUGGCCCGCAAGUUGCUCAACAUCCGGCUGUUCGAGGACCCCGCCAACGGCAAACGGUGGUCCCAGAGCGUGCUGGAUCAACGGUUGGAGCUGCUGUGCGUGAGUCAGUUCACGCUGUACCACCGGAUGAAGGGCAACCGGCCGGAUUUUAGCCGGGCCAUGCAGGGACCGGAUGCGCAAGCAUUGUACGGGACGUUACUGGCUAGGUUGGGGAGCUUGUACGAGGCGGAUAAGAUCAAGGACGGCCGGUUUGGGGCCAUGAUGCAGGUUCACAUCCAGAACGAUGGUCCGGUUACGCUGGAAAUUGAGUCACCGGCGCAGAGUCAAGCCGAGCUGGACAAGUUGAAACGAGCCAACGAACACAAGGCAAAGAGCAAGAAAGAAGAAGGGGGACAGUGAAAUGUUAUUUAUUUAUGAAAGAUGUAAAACAACCGUUUUUUAAUUUUCUUCAACUGUAUUUUAUUUGUAAGUGUGUGAUAUCUUCCUAAGUUGCAAACAAACAUGAUUUUCAUAUUAUAUAUUCAACAAGAUUCAUGUUCUGCGUUACUUAUGUCAAUCUUACAAAUAAGGAAUCUACAACUAAACUGCGUUAUAUUUAAUUUUUCGCACAAAUUUUCUACUUAACACAAGAGUAAAUACUUAACUAAGUACGAUUCAGUAAGUUUGCCAAACAUAAAAAACGAAUUGAAAUCACAGGCUACACGUGGAAAUAAAAUGCAACUAAACGAGUCCAUUAAAUCGGGGGAAAUGUUAAUCUCUUCAAGAUGGCGAAGCAAAAAUAAAACCGCUGAAAAUCUAUACCGGUUCAAACUUUGAAUUUCUCAAAUGAUAUUGAUUUCUGUAAACUACCGUUGAUGGUGGGUUUUGUUGCGUGAUAUGGUUCGUCGCAAACUGGAAUUGAUUUUCAGCGGUUCUAACAAAAGUGUUUGAAUAGUCGACGAUUUGUUUUGAUUUUUAUAAAUGUUAAUUUUAAGAUAGCAUUCGCUUCAACGGUUAUCGAAUC